Ilex paraguariensis (yerba mate) is the source of this 1321-nucleotide messenger RNA. NCBI's taxonomy places the organism in Eukaryota, Viridiplantae, Streptophyta, Magnoliopsida, Aquifoliales, Aquifoliaceae. The record is from the annotation of a GenBank genome assembly.
AUGGCACCAAACCGAUUACAAUCAUCAAGACUUAUAGCCUUAGCUCAACAGCUCCGUCUCUACAAACCUCCUCCGACGUUAGAUGAUACUGAUGAUGAAGAGCAAAGAACUGAAGAGAGCGUAGGGAAGGUUGUUCCUCAACUGGGUUUUGCAUAUUCUGCAACCCCAGUGUUCAAUCAGCCAAAAAAGUUCACACCCAAUAGAGCUGCUGUUCUGAUCUGUCUCUUUGAAGGGGAUGAUGGUGAACUUCGUGUCAUUCUCACUAAGAGGGCUUCGAAGCUCUCUACUCACUCAGGUGAAGUUGCAUUGCCUGGUGGGAAAGCAGAGGAGGCAGAUGCAGAUGAUGCUGAGACAGCAACUAGAGAAGCAAGUGAAGAGAUAGGCUUGGAUCCUUCAUUUGUAAAUAUUGUAAUUACAUUUGAGCCAUUCUUGUCCUUGCACCUCGUUAGAGUAAUUCCUGUUGUUGGCAUACUUUCUGACAGGAAAGCCUUCAAACCUGCUCCUAAUGCUAGUGAAGUGGAAGCAGUAUUUGAUGCUCCAUUGGAAAUGUUUCUCAAGGAUGAAAAUCGGAGAUCAGUAGAGACGAAGUGGAGGAGAGGCAUGUGGCUGGUUCAUUUCUUUGACUAUAAGACAAAUGAUAAGAAGUAUGUGAUAUUUGGUUUAACUCGGAUUUUGAUUCGGGUAGCAUCUGUUGUUUACAAAAGACCACCGGCUUUCUUGGAGCAGAAUCCAAAAUUUAAGGUGCCUUGGAUUGUGGACAUAAUAAUGCUUAGAUUUAUUUUAAUUUAGUUUUGUUUUUAACCAUAUUAUUGUCCUCUCUGAGCUGGACGUGUUGAACUGGUAAUUUUAUUGCUGAUCUGUUGCACUUUUUACUGAACAUCUGCUGCUCAUUUAGACUAAACCCAGGCUUUGAAAAGAACUGAACUCCGAGAUGUUGGAGGCAAUCGGCAACAAGUCUGAAGUAACAUUUUCGUAGAGUUUAUUGACAAAAAACUCGCUCCAAGUCUUUCUUCUAAACUUCCCCCAGGGCAUCCUUCCGUGCACAGAAUGCUUAUUCCACUGCAUCGACAUCUUGGGAUAAUUUCUCAGUUUUGGAGUUAGUUUGAGUUUGCAAGUGUGAUAGUUUAGAUCUGUUCAGCAAAAAAGAAGAGCUACAAAGCUUCAGCUUCAAUGAAAAUUAUAAUAGCCAAAGCUCUGCUGACUUAAAUAUGACAGUGGCCUUCCUAUAAGUCAGAUUGUUUGUAAAUGUGUUUUCUGUGGAACUUCAAUGUUGAUAUCUGGAAACAUUGAAAUAUUGUAUACAAUCUUCAUUCACUUGGGC